AUGAAAUCUCUUAAAUACCUUUAUGUUUAUGGAUGCUCAAAGCUUGAGAAGUUUCCAGAAAUCUCAGAGGUUAUGAAGAAUCUAUCUAAGCUUCAUUUGGAUGGCACUGCAAUUAAGGAGCUGCCUGCCUCUAUUUUAAAUCUCACCAGUCUUGUUACUUUGAAGCUGAAUGAUUGCAGAGAACUUAAGAGUCUUCCAAGCAGCAUUUCUCACAUGAAAUCUCUUAAAUACCUUGAUGUUUCUAGAUGCUCAAAGCUUGAGAAGUUUCCAGAAAUUUCAGAGGUUAUGAAUAAUCUAUCUGAGCUUUAUUUGGGUCGCAUUGCAAUUAAGGAGCUGCCUGCUUCUAUUUUUAAUCUCACCAGUCUUGUUACUUUGAAGCUGAAUGAUUGCAGAGAACUUGAGAGUCUUCCAAGCAGCAUUUCUCACAUGAAAUCUCUUAAAUACCUUGAUGUUUCUAGAUGCUCAAAGCUUGAGAAGUUUCCAGAAAUUUCAGAGGUUAUGAAUAAUCUAUCUGAGCUUUAUUUGGGUCGCACUGCAAUUAAGGAGCUGCCUGCUUCUAUUUUUAAUCUCACCAGUCUUGUUACUUUGAGUCUGAAUGAUUGCAGAGAACUUGAGAGUCUUCCAAGCAGCAUUUCUCACAUGAAAUCUCUUAAAUACCUAUAUGUUUCUGGAUGCUCAAAGCUUGAGAAGUUUCCAGAAAUCUCAGAGGUUAUGAAGAAUCUAUCUAAGCUUCAUUUGGAUGGCACUGCAAUUAAGGAGCUGCCUGCCUCUAUUUUAAAUCUCACCAGUCUUGUUACUUUGAAGCUGAAUGAUUGCAGAGAACUUGAGAGUCUUCCAAGCAGCAUUUCUCACAUGAAAUCUCUUAAAUACCUUGAUGUUUCUGGAUGCUCAAAGCUUGAGAAGUUUCCAGAAAUUUUAGAGGUUAUGAAGAAUCUAUCUGGGCUUUAUUUGGAUGGCACUGCAAUUAAGGAGUUGCCUGCCUCUAUUUUGAAUCUCACCAGUCUUGUUACUUUGAAGCUGAAUGAUUGCAGAGAACUUGAGAGUCUUCCAAGCAGCAUUUCUCACAUGAAAUCUCUUAAAUACCUUGAUGUUUCUAGAUGCUCAAAGCUUGAGAAGUUUCCAGAAAUUUCAGAGGUUAUGAAUAAUCUAUCUGAGCUUUAUUUGGGUGGCACUGCAAUUAAGGAGCUGCCUGCUUCUAUUUUAAAUCUCACCAGUCUUGUUACUUUGAAGCUGAAUGAUUGCAGAGAACUUGAGAGUCUUCCAAGCAGCAUUUCUGACAUGAAAUCUCUUAAAUACCUUGAUGUUUCUAUAUGCUCAAAGCUUGAGAAGUUUCCAGAAAUUUCAGAGGUUAUGAAUAAUCUAUCUGAGCUUUAUUUGGAUGGCACUGCAAUCAAGGAGCUGCCUGCUUCUAUUUUAAAUCUCACCAGGCCUGAGCAGGAAUCUGGGGUUUUCUUCAAUAUGAAAUAUUUUGAGGUUGAGGUGCAUAAUGGCAAUUGGGAUGAAGUUGAGAAGUACCUCUCUGGGUUCACUAAAAUGGAAGCAGAAGUAUCUUGAGGCAUUGGACAAGCCUGAUCGGUCCCAAGCCGUGGAUAUUCUAGUAAAGGAUUGAAAUUUUUUUGCCGCAUUCGAUGAACUUUUGGAGGAAAUCGCUCAGCUCUCAACAUUGGAGAACUUUAGGGGGAGAAUGAACAACUAUCCAAGUGUGGAGAUUCAAAGUCUGCCAGGGCAAUCAUGUCGGUUGAACUUAAGAAACUGAUUGACCCAAAUCCCUUAUUCAGUGAUAAAUUGCAGUUCCCAAACCUAAAGCGUUCGAGGCUAUGGACUCUCAUUAACCAAGGGUAAUUACUCUGAAACCACGACUUCAGUUAUAUAAGAUUAGAUGUGCACUUCAUCGUAACUUAUGGAUGUUGCAAAUACUGGUCUUGCUUUAAUUUUUCCACAUAUGGAAUGAGUGCUUUUGUCUUCCGUUGCACUCAAAUGACAAUUUCAUCAAGUUGAUAGCACUAGCUAAUGAGUUCAUCGUUUACGUACACUGUCUAUGUG
Pyrus x bretschneideri (Chinese white pear) is the source of this 2043-nucleotide messenger RNA. Its product is annotated as disease resistance protein RPV1-like. The record is from RefSeq and is a predicted model, not a curated record. NCBI's taxonomy places the organism in Eukaryota, Viridiplantae, Streptophyta, Magnoliopsida, Rosales, Rosaceae. Gene Ontology annotation, molecular function: protein binding. The coding region runs from base 1 to 1554 and encodes 517 amino acids. The transcript is spliced from 4 exons.